UGCGUGUGGGACCGGCACCGAAGGCUCGUGUCCGCAGGCGGCCUGCGCGGGGGGAAGGCCCUGGCUCUGAGUAGAACGUGUGCCACCAUCACGAUGCCUGAGGUAAGCACAGACCACCUGGAUGAGCAGCAGGUGCAGCUCUUGGCAGAGAUGUGCAUCCUGAUUGAUGAAAAUGAUAAUAAGAUUGGAGCGGAUACCAAGAAGAACUGCCACUUGAAUGAGAACAUUGAUAAAGGUUUACUGCACCGAGCUUUCAGUGUUUUCUUAUUUAAUACAGAAAAUAAAUUGUUACUGCAGCAGAGGUCAAGUGCAAAAAUUACAUUUCCAGAUUGUUUUACCAACACUUGCUGCAGUCAUCCUCUAAGCCAUCCACUGGAACUGGAAGAAAACAAUGCCAUUGGUGUUCGGAGAGCAGCACAGAGACGACUGAAAGCAGAGUUAGGAAUUCCCAUGGAGCAGGUGACUCCAGAAGAAAUCCAGUACCUGACACGGAUUCACUACAAGGCCAAGUCCGAUGGGAUCUGGGGAGAACAUGAGAUAGACUACAUCUUAUUUGUACAGAAGGAUGUGACACUGAAUCCCGACCCUAAUGAGAUCCAAAGCCACUGCUACGUGACACAGAAGGAACUGAAACAGCUCUUGGACAAAGCUUCCAGGGAUGAAGUUAAGAUUACUCCAUGGUUUAAACUUAUUGCAGAGACCUUUCUUUUUAAGUGGUGGGAUAACUUGCAUAACUUGAACAAAUUCAUUGAUCACGAGAAAAUACACCGAAUGUAAGUAACUGGGGAAAAGGAUGCUGAAGGCUGGCAGUGAUGUGCUGUCUCACUGACACGAUGGUAGCUCAUGACUCAAGUUUACUGACUGCAGAAAACUUGGAGCAUGUUUAGUAAUGUGUUCUCAUAUGGAGAUGUUUAUAGCCAGUGUGGUUUUUUUUUCCUGUCUUCACCUUUUGGCCCCCAGCCCUGUUUCUCUUGGGAGAGUUACCCUUGAUCUCAUGUAAAAUGGGUAGUGGCAACAUAAGAAACAUCUGGGCUCAUUCUUCUCCACUACCUGGUGUGAUACAGAAGAUCCUCAGCCCAAGUGUGCCCACUUCGCUCUUGCUCCCUUGCACAACUCCACACCCUGUCCCGCUCCUCCAGUGGGCCUGUCCCCUAUGCAGCAGCAGUGACACAUGGAUGCAAGCUCUGCACUGAUGCUGAGCAGAUAGGUUGCCUGAAGAAAAACCCAAUUAAUGCAAAGUAAUCAGGAUGACUUUAAUUGCAGAAAGCAGAUCUCUUCAGCUAGUGUACUCUAUAAUUAACUGAGCACAUAAAAGCUUAAGUAAUUG
Neopsephotus bourkii (Bourke's parrot) is the source of this 1327-nucleotide messenger RNA. RefSeq names its product isopentenyl-diphosphate delta isomerase 1 (gene IDI1). Gene Ontology annotation, cellular component: cytoplasm. Lineage: Eukaryota; Metazoa; Chordata; Aves; Psittaciformes; Psittacidae. Gene Ontology annotation, biological process: isoprenoid biosynthetic process; isopentenyl diphosphate biosynthetic process. Gene Ontology annotation, molecular function: isopentenyl-diphosphate delta-isomerase activity. Bases 94 to 777 code for a protein of 227 amino acids. The record is from RefSeq and is a predicted model, not a curated record. The transcript is spliced from 5 exons.